Acaromyces ingoldii is the source of this 1755-nucleotide messenger RNA. Its product is annotated as SIR2-domain-containing protein. NCBI's taxonomy places the organism in Eukaryota, Fungi, Basidiomycota, Exobasidiomycetes, Exobasidiales, Cryptobasidiaceae. Gene Ontology annotation, molecular function: NAD+ binding. The record is from RefSeq and is a predicted model, not a curated record. Bases 13 to 1686 code for a protein of 557 amino acids. The transcript has 9 exons.
CGACGAACAACGAUGGACGUGCAGCACGACUGCGACUCGGACGAGUUGGAGAUGCUUGAGGAGGAGGCUGAGGAGGAACAAAUAGAAGACUCCGAGAUCGACCUUCUCGUCGAGCAAGCUGCGCUCCUCUAUCCGCCUGAGCGGGUCGAUGAGAUGGUGACGGAACUCAAGCAGCUAGGUUUGGUCCGCUUCAUGCAGAACCAUGUCGUCGGUCUCUCCAAGGACCGAGUCAAGGCGCUGAUCAUUGCCCUUGGUACCCUCUUGCCAAGUAAAAUGCGCAACGACGAUCUGCCGUUGGCCUUUUACGUGACGGUUCUCAAGACGGCACUUGCGCGCAUCCUUCGUCGGAGAGAGAAGCUGCCGCUGUACAACACCGUCGAUGACGUAAUUGAUCUCAUCACCCGGUCGAACAAUAUUGUCGUUCUGGGUGGUGCGGGCAUCUCGACGUCUUGCGGGAUACCUGACUUUAGAUCUAAGGACGGAAUCUAUGCUCAGCUUCAAAAGGAGGGAAAGUAUGACCUCGCGGAUCCACAGGACAUGUUCGACAAGGAAUACUUUUUGCAGGAUCCUUCAUGCUUCUUUUCGUUUGCGCACUCGAUCUUUCCGUCCAAUUUUGUCCCUUCGCCCUCGCAUCGCUUCAUCAAGCUCCUCGAAGAGAAGGACAAGCUGCUGCGCAACUAUACCCAGAACAUUGACACGCUCGAGGAGGCUGCUGGGAUCAAAAGAGUCCUCCAUUGCCACGGCAGCUUUGCCGAGGCACAAUGCACAACGCCUGGGUGUGGGAGACGAGUGCUCGGGUCAGCCAUCAAAGACGACAUCUUUGCGCACAAUGUCCCGACUUGCCCGGACUGUGCUGCAAGAGAGGAAGCCAAGAAGCUACAGCGAGCAAAGGCGAAGAAGAGCAAGGGAGGCUCGCUAUGGGACGACAACGAUGAUGACGAUGACGACAAUGCCUUUCCUGGUCUGGGUGUCAUGAAGCCCUGCAUCACCUUCUUUGGCGAGAAGCUCUCCGACGACUUUGACCAUUGCCUAUUGGAGGACCGUGAAAAGGUAGAUCUCCUCAUCGUCAUGGGCACCUCUCUCAAAGUGGCGCCCGUCUCUGAGCUCGUCGGUCACCUGCCCCACUCGACGCCUGUGAUUCUCAUCAACCGCACACCCGUCGUGCACAUGGCCAUGGACAUCCAACUACUGGGCGAUGCAGACAUCAUCGUGGAUCAUCUCUGUCGACGACUUGGCUGGACGCUUCCACCGCCCAAGCCAAAUACCGAUGUGCUGGGCGGCCAGAGCGCGGCGAAAGAGAGCGAAGGUGAAGGAGGCCCGGCAGAAGGGGCUAUGAAACCCGAGAGACUGGCCGAUAGCCACAUUUGGCUUUUUCCCGGCGCUGAGGCCAACGAGCUCAUCGAGGCAUUCAAGACGGCAGACGACGAAGAGGGAGACGACGAAGAAGAACGCUCCGACUCACAGGGGCCGACUACGCAGGAGCUCCCUGUCCAGACGCAGACGCAGACGCCGAGCUUGGAUCCUUCCCAGACUCGCUUUGAGGGUCCAGCACAAUCUGUGUUGGAGGUCAACGGCGGAUUGCAAUCCGGUGCAAAGAGAGGCAGGAGUGACGAGGGGCAGGCUACCACAGCGCCCGUCCUCGAGAACAGGGACAUUGUCAAAAAGCAGAGGAGGGAAGAAGAAUAGAUUGACGAGGACCGAUGAGGAUUUGUACAAGUAUCGAGCCGCAAUUCAUCAGAGAAGAGUAGAGGUAGA